AUGAGCCUUAACCGCCGACAACACUACUCGCAGACAUUGGCACCCAAUCAGUGGUUCAGCGAAUUUGAGCGACAAAUGAAUGGCCAGAAGGAAAGGGCCGACAAAUAUCUGCUCAUCGAAGACAAGUGCCAAUCGUUAGCCAAACUGAACGCCAAGUCGUUGUCGCAACUCUUGGAGACCAAAGUGAAUCACAUCCACAAAUGGGUCUUCAAUGCCAAUCAUUGCGCUCUCGUCGAGUUGGAUGACCGCCGAUACACACUUCGCCGUGAGAUCACCAGACAGUUCCAGACCAGCGAUCAGCACACGGCCCGACACCGGUCGUCGCCGUCGAUGGCCACUCAACUCAAGUUUAUCACACUUAACGCGUGUCCGCCGGUGUUGUCCGCCAAUCAUAAGGCCGGUGAUCAGCGCGAAGAACAGAAGGAGAUCCGCGAAAUGACGUCCAGAAGGAGAGACACGUAUCAAUUGAAUUCCAACGAAGAGUUGAUGUUAUAUCUGGUUAAUGGCAAACACUGGGAUGAAUUGGAUCUUAAGCUUAGGUUUUAUAUAGUAUCACAAUUAGAGCAAUACGUGUGUCAAUCACACUUCAAAUCCUAUCAAAUACUGCCAUUUGGUUCAUCCAUUGCCGGUUUGGGAACUCCGAACAGUGACUUGGAUUUGGUAUUAGUUCCCAAAGUGUCCGGCGGACAGAUGUCUAGAGAGGAGGACCGCGUGAAGCUGAAGACACAUCUGAACUUAAUAGCGGAUCUCUUGCAAUACUCGAUACCAUUUUAUUCCCAUUUCUCGCGUAUAUUGAGAGCCAGAAUACCGAUUGUUAAGUUUGGCUUUGAUUUGGCGCCGAUUGACAUCGACCUCUCCAUCGAAUUAUCCGCACAUUCUGUCCACUCCGGGGUCUAUAUGUCGGCGUUUCUUAACUAUUGUGUUGGUCUUAAUCCCUGUGUCAGAGAUUUGAUCCUUUUGUUAAGACAAUGGGCUAAACAACACAUACCGCCGAUGAGACAAUUUCUCACCCCUUCAUCGCAAGCGUUCGUUCCGUGCGCUACGCAAACGUCUACUCUGGAUCUGUUGGCGCAGUUCUUCGAGUUAUUGCUCACAUUAAGGUUUGAAUGGGAGGCCAUAUCCAUACUGAACGGCACCACAUAUACAUCGCCCGACCCAUCGCUGCCCAUAUGGAUGGAGAAUCCGUUUGAGACCGAACUCAAUAUGUGUCGCAAUAUACAGGCCGUUAAGUUUGACAAGUUUUUAGAGACUAUUCAACAGUCGUUGGGAAUCAUGAAACACAAAGACUAUGCGUUGAUUGACAUCUUCGACAAAGACAUGUUAAUGAGUUCACUGAACACCGGAUACAAACCCUCGAGGAUUGAUUUUAAUGAGGGAAGAAAAAUGCCCAUUAAAUUGCAUUCACAGCAUAACUCUAUGGGAAGAAACAACAUAACAAAUGAAUGUGUUGGAUCGCCGCCACAACUGAAUAAAGUGGAUGAGAGGCUCAGGAAUGAGGGCAUCAAAGCGACCGAAACGAGCGCUGAAUUCAAGUUUUAUUGCCUUUUCUGUAAUAUGUAUUUGGAUUGCAAGAAGGUUGGCGUCGCCCACACUAACGAUCCCCGACAUAAAAUGAUGAAAUGCGGCGAUAAUCUCAACGAAUUAGACGCCAAAUUCACCAUCAAAUCGGACAGAAUUAGCGAAUUCGAGGUGGCGUUCGCCCGAAGACAUUAUUUGCGGACAAUUUCAUUAGAUUUGAAGACUUGUUUGACAAACGCAGGCAUUCGCCUAAAAGACGGGACCGGCUCUCAAGCCUUUUAUUGUGUGAAAUGUGAGCUUUCGGUCGACAAAUACGAGGAAUUGGAAAAUCACAUCAAUUCGGCGUUUCAUUCAAUCGAUAGUUUAAAAUAAUGGACUCUUUGGUGAAAUUUGCUAAAUAUAAAACAAU
Messenger RNA from Medioppia subpectinata, 1927 nucleotides. Lineage: Eukaryota; Metazoa; Arthropoda; Arachnida; Sarcoptiformes; Oppiidae. The record is from the annotation of a GenBank genome assembly.